GCUUCAUCUGUAAAGUUUUUUAAUAUUGCUGGACAAACAAUGGAAAGUUUUGUCCACUCUUUAAAUGAAGAUAGCAAACAACAGGAUAUGGAUUCUGAUGAAAGUCAGUUUGUCUUAGGUUUGGCUGGAAUUGUUACAAAUGUUGCUGCUUUAGCAAUUGGUCGUGAAUUCCUUGUUGGUUCAAAUCAGGUACUGCUGGACACAAUGAUUCAGCUGCUGAGAGAUAUGAAGCCAGGAUGUUGCACCAAACUGAAAGUGCUGAUGCUGAUGUCCUUAUAUAAUAUUAGUAUCAACAUGAAAGGUGUGAAGUACAUCAGUGAAAAUACAGGAUUCUUCCCAUUAAUCUGGUGGCUCCUGAAUGGAUCAGUGUAA
This is a messenger RNA of Thamnophis sirtalis, 372 nucleotides long. Lineage: Eukaryota; Metazoa; Chordata; Lepidosauria; Squamata; Natricidae. The record is from RefSeq and is a predicted model, not a curated record.